AUGCCCGCUCGUACAGCAUUUUCCCGUGUCCCUGCAGGCCAUCGCCGAGCCGAUGAUGCUGCUUUCACACGGAGAAUCGAGCAUGGAUUGAAGUCAUCACAUGAAGGCGGGAAUGGAAAGGAGGCCAUCUUGAUGCUCAAGCAGAGAAAUGAGUAUCUAUACCUAAAAGCGCUUGCUACGUUUGGUGGUCGUGAUGAAUCCACCAAGCAAAAAAGUUUAGUGCAGCGAAUCAAGGUACUAUCUGACAAGCGGAUUUAG
This is a messenger RNA of Bacidia gigantensis, 258 nucleotides long. RefSeq lists its product as uncharacterized. The record is from RefSeq and is a predicted model, not a curated record. The transcript is spliced from 2 exons. NCBI's taxonomy places the organism in Eukaryota, Fungi, Ascomycota, Lecanoromycetes, Lecanorales, Ramalinaceae. The coding region runs from base 1 to 258 and encodes 85 amino acids.